AUGGCGCACAUCAGUCGGGUGGACGGUCUGCGCAAUGUGGGCAUUAAUUCGACGACGAGAAACAAGCCGAAUCAGGAACUGUCUUGCGGUCAAGCAAAUAUUCGGUCCCUCCCGCAGCGAAAUCUCUCGCCACAGCCAAAGAUUAAAGCAAAGGAUGUUGCUGCUACAACCGAUAGGAUUGCCGAAAAAGCUGGCCACAUAUCGCGCCAACGAAGUCAUACAACACGUGGACCUGUACGCGUCUACAACACUCAAAAGAAAGUAAGCAGUGAUGGUCUUCCGCCAGUUGGCCCUGGUCUGCCUCUCAGUCGGCGUCCGAAAGUUGGUGAUUCGAUGGAGAGAGUGCCAGAGCAAGCAGGGAACGCAGCUUCUGGAAGUGUUGUCUCCGGAGCGCCUAGUGCUGUGGCAUCCAGAAAGCCGAAUAAUACAGUCCUCGAAUUUGCACCUUGUUUGCGCAGCCGAGUUGCGCAAAAGAAAUCUGAAUCGAAAGCUGCUACUGGGAGUGCGACGGCUCCCGUUCGUGGUACGGUUUCUGGCAGUGCUGGCACUGCUGCUCCACCGGUACGUCCGCGACGAAGUGUGGCCGAAAGGGAAGCGUUUUUCCGGCGAUUGAGUACGCCGAAAUCAGUGGUCGCGGCGAAGAAGUGUGCCAAGUGA
Molecule: messenger RNA, 657 nt
Organism: Gongylonema pulchrum
Lineage: Eukaryota; Metazoa; Nematoda; Chromadorea; Rhabditida; Gongylonematidae
Source: the annotation of a GenBank genome assembly